Molecule: messenger RNA, 3756 nt
Organism: Trichobilharzia regenti
Lineage: Eukaryota; Metazoa; Platyhelminthes; Trematoda; Strigeidida; Schistosomatidae
Source: the annotation of a GenBank genome assembly
AUGGAAUCUACAACAGAAAUUGUGUCUACAACUGUGGAUCAUCCAGUUGAGGUGAAAUCUGAGGGUAUUGUUGAGCCUAAUGCUACUGCUACAAUCACGACAAGUAGUAUUACCAUUGAGCGGACAAAUCAAAGUAUUGAUGAUGAGAAUAUUGAAGAGAAUGUUACCAGUUUGAUUAAACAAACUAUUGUCAUCAGUCCUGAGCCAGUUGGCUCAUUAUCAUCGUCAUCAGCACCUGAAACCCUUCCACCACAAACAGUUAACGAAUCAAAUCUAAUCAAUGGUGACAGUAUAAAGGAUCAACCGUUGCAAGUUAUCAAAGAGACAGUUGUCACUGUAGUCAAAGAUGAGAUACGCAAAGUUGUAACAGAGGAGACUAAACCGACUGAAGCUUUACCAACAAGCUCUCCAAUUAUAGAAAUAUUAGAAGAACCUGAUGAUGCAAGUUUAAAAGUAGACGAAACACCAAAAGAAGAGUCUACGGUAACAUCAACUGACGAAGUCAUAGAACCUGUACUGACAGAAACUGUUGUCAAACGAGGAAAUAACACGGAUAAAGCGGAGGCAGAAAGUACUGAGCAACCGUCAGUGCAAGAUCUGUCUGAUGCUAAAUAUCCACAAAGACCACCUCCACCAAAGUUAUCUGAGCAAGGCAAGAGAACACAAACUCUGUCCACUUCACCGUCAAAUGAUGUCAUCACAAAUGGAGUAGGCCAAAAUCAACAACACCAACAACAACAUCAACCCCAACAACAACAACAACACCAUAAUCAAGAAGCAACACCUGAAUAUAAACGUCCAUCUUUCAAAUCAAAUUUAAAACAUGCCUUCAGUAAUAUACGCAAAAGUUUUAAACGUAAAGACCAGACACCGAAUCCAAAUGAUUUUCAACCAUCUCAGAAAUCCACGCAUAGAAAUAAUUAUCAUCGUAAUAAUAAUAAUAAUAAUGUGGACAAUGAUUAUCAUCAUGGUGACGUUCAUAAAACAUCAGAAGAAUUACAAGAAUCGUUAUCUAAUGUUCAAUCAUUUGAUUCAUCUAUCAACGAUUCACCAGAAUUUAAACGUCAUUCAGAUACCAACAAUUAUCGAAAAAAUCAAAACGAAAUAGAAGCUGUCAAUUCUCUUGGCAAUAUAGCUCCACCAGCGAUACCAACAAAAAUGUCUGCCGAUCCAAACAAUCCAAUCUAUGUGAAUCAUUCACUCCACUCAUCGACUAUCGAUAAAAAGGCUAAUGAUGAUACUGAUAAACAUAUAUAUGCCAAUAGUCAAGAGUUGAACAAUGCUCGAAAGGCAAAGGAGUUCGCAGCCGCUGCUAUAGCAGACUCGGUUAUCAUAGAUCAACUGGCCUAUGAAGAGACCACUUAUUGGAGAAAUGUUCAACAUCCACGAUCAAGUAUUAAUAAUUAUCGACAAAAUCAUUUCAUACGCAGUGAACAGUGUUCACCACAUCCUGUGAGUAGAUCACAAAGUCAACUGACAAACAGUAGAGCGGUGAAACCUUUUAUGACACCAGAUUUACGCUCACGAGCAACAUCUUCACCGAAGCCAGCAAGACCUAACCAACCACCGAUUCUGUCACCAUUGGAUCAACAAAUACCUGAUCAUGUAUCAACCAAUAGGCAUGAAGUGAACGUCAGACGAUUGGAUAUAGUGAAUUCAAUGAAACUACAACAUAAUAAACAUUUGGAUUAUGAAAGUGAUCAUACGGAUAGUGGAGGUUACAGAGAGACUAUACAAGGUCAAUAUCAACCACACUAUUAUUCGUAUACAAUGCGAGCAGAUCAAAGAAUUGAUGAGCCGUACAAUGUAUCUGGCAGUUUGGAUGGAAGAUAUCCACAAGAGUAUGAACAAUAUCCGUAUGAAAGUCGUCGAAUACAAACAAUGAGACCUACAGAUUAUCCAAGUAGACUUCGUGAAAGAAUUCAUGUGUAUCGACCAGUAUCAGCAUCUGGUGGUGUUAUGGCAGGAACACUACAAUAUGAUGAAUAUAGUCGUAAUGGAACAUUGAAACCACGUAAACCAAAACCGAUAGCAGAACACUACAAAUGCAGUGAAGUUUACAACUGGCCACCGAAAUUCCCAAAGUUGAAAAGACGUAAAACACACCCACCGAAACAAAUUCAUACAGCACAAGAUCAUGUAGUGAUUAAGUCACAGACUAGACAACCUGUGAACUAUCAAGCAACUCUAACAAAUCAAACUCGAUCAUCUGAACCUGUACACUGUAUUAAGGUCAGUCCACAAUGUCAAACUUUGGGUUAUAAUAAACGUGAUUCAAGUUAUUCACCAGAAAGACAAGUGACUAGUCUUCAUUCGUUACAAAGGUCAACUUUAUUGGAAAAAUCGAAUCGAACAGUUGAACCAGCUUCAAGAGAUCAAUUAUUCAUAGCCGAUUACAAACAAAUGCCAAGUGCUCAAACAUCACCAGUGCUUAUUCGUUACAGACCCCAGGAAACACAAUGUGGGAUCAGGAUGUCAGGAUAUGAUAGAAGUUUGAUGAGUUCUGACAAAUCGAAUCUUAUAACGCCGCCUUACUUCACUAGAAUUGCAGAGAACAAACGUUUGGCAAAGUUCAAUUUUAACCACACUAAUAAUAACAAUAAUAACAUCGUUGUCUCAGCUGAUAUUAUACAAUCGGAAUCACCGAAAGCUUUGAAUACCUUAAAAGACACCCUGAAAUCAAUGCAUCCAUUUUUACAAGAUUGGAUAAAUAAAAAUGACAAAGUUGACGGCAGCGGAUCUCAAAAUGAUGAACAAAAACCGUCGGACAAAGUGGUGAUUAAUUGUUUAUCCGAAUAUUUAUACACAUGUAUGAAAUUGCGUUCAUUAGAUCUACAGGGUGAAUAUGCUGCCUUUGUAUUUCCAUUGAAACAUUUCAAUGAAAAAUCAUGGAAUAAUUAUGGUGCUAUUGAAGGUUGGGAAGAUUUAUCGAUUGUUUGUGCACCGAAUACUAAUUAUGAAUAUGUUGUAUUAAAAGAAUCAAAUAUUCAUUCAAAUAAGCUGAAAUAUACUCAAAAAACAAUAGACAAACUGUUAACCAAUUGGUUAGACAACCAAACCACAAAAUCACCAACUCCAACUACAAAUGCCAGCCACAAGACGAAUACACUCGACCAGAAAGCCAAAGCAUCAUCUGACGAAAAGAUAUUACACUCAAUAUUUAUGGCAACAAGCCUGAAAAGUAUAUUAAGCCUAGACGAUAAGGAGAAACAACCAGACAUUAAUAUACAAAUACUCGUGAACUGCAUAAAACUAGGCGUUCUACUAAGUCUAAGUGAAUGCUUACACAACACUACUCCACCACAAGAAGUACCGCAUGACAUCAACAGAUCAGUAGAAUUUGAUUUGAAACCAGAAAAUAUCCUACUCAUCCUGUCAGCAUCCAAUUGUUUAACAAUAUUCAAACCGUACGCAAAACUUCAUCAUCCCGCCGAUCAACAGAAUCACCAAACUUCUCCUUCACAUCAAGACGAAGCAGCAAAGUCGGAGACGCAUGAAAAAGACUCAUCAAAAGAUAGUAAUCAGCAUAACAACACCCUGAAAUCCUUCUUCACUAAUCUACAUAUCAACCAGGGUGAAUCAAUCAAUGACGUGAUCAAUGAAAUAAUGAAACAACUCCACGAACUUGCAAAACAUGAAUUCCAAGCAUCAUCGCCGGAAGUAACCACUUCUUUAUUGAAGGCUGUAGCACCACCUGAUUGGAUUGCAAUGACUCUAGCUAGAAUUUGUCUAUACAAUCAACAAACAACCAGUUAG